AUGGAUUUAAGGGUGGUAGUUGGGGUGAGUAGGAAGGGAAGGGGAUGGGUAAGAUUGGGAGGGGAUGAUGGGUGUGGGUGGGGUUGGGGGGGUGGAGGGGUUUGGUGGAUGGGGGGGUGGGGGUGUAUGAGAGGUUGGGGGGGGGGGGGGAUGUUUAGUGGGGGGGUUGUGUGGAUUUGGAGGGUUGUGUUGGGAUAUGGUUGGUGGGUAGUGGGUUUGGUGUGUGUUGGGGGGUGGAGAAGUGGUUAUGGGUGGGGGGUGGGGGGUAUAAUGGUGAGUGGGAGUUAUAGGGGGGUUGUUGUUGGUUGGAAUGGAUUUGUAUGGGGGUGGGGGGGGGGGGGGGGGAGGGAGGGAGGAGUAGGGGGGGGUGGUGAAGGUGGGUUGGGGUUUAAUGGGGGGGAGUUGGGUUGGGGGUGUUGGUUGGUGGGGGUGGGGGGGGGGGGUGGGGGGUGGGGGGGUAGGGUGGGGUUGGGAGGGUGA
Knipowitschia caucasica is the source of this 480-nucleotide messenger RNA. The record is from the annotation of a GenBank genome assembly. Lineage: Eukaryota; Metazoa; Chordata; Actinopteri; Gobiiformes; Gobiidae.